Messenger RNA from Oncorhynchus nerka (sockeye salmon), 1499 nucleotides. RefSeq names its product stomatin (EPB72)-like 3b (gene stoml3b). The transcript is spliced from 8 exons. The record is from RefSeq and is a predicted model, not a curated record. Lineage: Eukaryota; Metazoa; Chordata; Actinopteri; Salmoniformes; Salmonidae. Gene Ontology annotation, cellular component: plasma membrane. The coding region runs from base 122 to 979 and encodes 285 amino acids.
AUGUGUGUAGAUGAUCUUUCUCUCUGCACGUAGCCUAGUGGUCAGAGCGUUGGAUUUAUAACCCAAAGGUUGCUGGAUCGAAUCCAAGAGCUGACAAGUCGAGGAGACCAAGUGCGGUUGCAUGGAAAUGGACAGCGAGAUAGAAAGUGGUAGGAAGAGACGAGUCAACAGCAAAGAUGAUCUGAUAGCUGAUGUUGGUUCAGGGAGCCUAGGUUGCUGUGGCUGGCUCAUUGUGAUCCUCUCUGGACUGUUCGUCUUCUCCCUGUUCCCCUUCACCAUCUGGUUCUGUAUAAAGAUAGUUCAGGAGUAUGAACGUGCUGUCAUCUUCAGGCUGGGCCGUAUUACAGACCGGAAGGCUAAGGGACCAGGUAUCUUUUUCGUGCUGCCAUGCACAGACUCCUUCGUGAAAGUGGACCUGAGAACCGUGUCAUUCGACAUUCCUCCACAGGAGAUCCUGACUAAGGACUCCGUGACAGUGUGUGUUGACGGGGUGGUGUACUUCCGGGUGAGUGACCCCAUCUCCUCGGUGGCCAACGUGUCCAACGCAGACUUCUCCACCCGUCUCCUGGCCCAGACCACCCUGAGAAACGUCCUGGGAACCAAGAACCUGGCAGAGCUGUUAUCAGACCGCGAGGGCAUCUCACACAGUAUGCAGGCCAGUCUGGACGAGGCUACUGACCCGUGGGGUAUCAAGGUGGAGCGUGUGGAGAUCAAGGAUGUGAAGCUGCCCCACCAGCUGCAGAGAGCCAUGGCUGCAGAGGCAGAGGCCACCCGGGAGGCCAGGGCGAAGGUGAUAGCGGCGGAGGGGGAGAUGAACGCCUCUCGGGCCCUGAAGGAGGCGUCUCUAGUGAUCGCUGAGUCUCCAUCAGGCCUCCAGCUGAGAUACCUCCAGACCCUCACCACCAUCGCUGCGGAGAAGAACUCCACCAUCAUCUUUCCUCUGCCCAUGGACGUCAUCAGUCACUUCAUGAAGAAGUGAUGUCAUCAAAACUCGCCACCCGCCACUCCUGUCUAAUGUAACCAUUCAAUCAGUUUGUUUAGUUGAUUCAGGUGAUUUGAGAGAAGAAGAAAAAAGUUUCAUUUAUUUUCUGCGCGAGGAUUGUUUCAGAUUUCAGGAUCAGAUGGGAAUGAAACACAACCCAAUAACCUUUUAGGGAAUGUCUAUCUGCGUGGCGAAGACCUUCAUUUGUCUGUCUAUCUGCGUGGUCAAGACCUUCAUUUGUCUGUCUAUCUGCGUGGUCAAGACCUUCAUUUGUCUGUCUAUCUGCGUGGUCAAGAUCUUCAUUUGUCUUGUCUAUCUGCGUGGUCAAGACCUUCAUUUGUCUGUCUAUCUGCGUGGUCAAGACCUUCAUUUGUCUGUCUAUCUGCGUGGUCAAGACCUUCAUUUGUCUGUCUAUCUGCGUGGUCAAGACCUUCAUUUGUCUGUUAUGGUGGAAAUUGAAAACCAUUUAAAUGUCUUUCUGGUGUGUUAAAAAAUAUAAAAAAAUAUGUUUGAAAUA